Molecule: messenger RNA, 4316 nt
Organism: Oncorhynchus masou masou (cherry salmon)
Lineage: Eukaryota; Metazoa; Chordata; Actinopteri; Salmoniformes; Salmonidae
Product: ubiquitin carboxyl-terminal hydrolase 25-like
Exons: 27
Coding region: 183-3671 (1162 amino acids)
Biological process (GO): regulation of proteasomal protein catabolic process; protein deubiquitination; proteasome-mediated ubiquitin-dependent protein catabolic process
Molecular function (GO): cysteine-type deubiquitinase activity; protein binding; proteasome binding
Source: RefSeq, a predicted model, not a curated record
GCGAUCGCUUGCCAGCUGCAUUUAUUUUUCCUCCAUGCCUGCAUUUCCCAUGGCGCCCGCUAUCGUGUUGGUUAACUGGGGAACAUAUUAACUGUUAUUUCAUUUAACUUGGAUAUAACUACGUAUUUUUUAAAUAUUUUUUACCUUUGUUGAAACUAUUUUCGUUUAAUUCUCAACCGGCCAUGACCGUGGAGCAGAAUGUCCUCCAACAGCAUUCUCAGAAGCACCAGCAGACUCUACUGAACCAGCUGAGGGAGGUCACAGGCACCACAGACGUCCAGCUGCUCCAGCAGGCCCUGCAGGUCAGUAAUGGAGACCUGGCGGAGGCGGUGGCCUUUCUGACAGAGAAGAAUGCCAAGGUGCCCCAGCAGGAUGAGGCUACCUACUACCAGACCACCCAGGUGGGCAACGACAGAUACAUCAGCGUGGGCAGCCAGGCAGACACUAACGUGAUUGACCUGACUGGUGAUGAUAAGGAUGACCUCCAGAGGGCUAUCGCUCUCAGCCUGGAGGAGUCCAGCCGGGCCUUCAGGGAGACUGGCAUCACCGACGAGGAGCAAGCCAUCAGCAGAGUUCUGGAGGCCAGCAUAGCGGAGAACAAGGCGAGCCUGAAGCGGACACACACGGAGGUGUGGAGUGACUCGCCCAACCCUCACGACAGGAAAAGGAUGGAGAACUGCCCCGUUGGGCUCAAGAACGUGGGCAACACCUGCUGGUUCAGCGCCGUCAUCCAGUCUCUGUUCAACCUACUGGAGUUCCAGAGGCUGGUGCUGUAUUACUCCCCUCCUGCCAGAGUCCAGGACCUGCCUCGCAACCAGAAGGAGCACAGGAACCUGCCCUUCAUGCAGGAGCUGAGAAACCUUUUCUCACUCAUGGUGGGUUCUAAGAGGAAGUAUGUGGACCCAUCGCGUGCUGUGGAGAUCCUCAAGGACGCCUUCAAGUCCAGCGAGUCUCAGCAGCAGGAUGUCAGUGAGUUUACACAUAAGCUGUUGGACUGGUUGGAGGAUGCCUUCCAGAUGAAGGCAGAGGAGGACAGAGAGGGUGAGAAACCAAAGAACCCGAUGGUUGAGCUGUUCUAUGGCCGCUUCCAGGCUGUGGGGGUUCUGGAAGGAAAGAAGUUUGAGAACACAGAGAUGUUCGGGCAGUACCCUCUGCAGGUGAAUGGCUUUAAGGACCUGCACGAGUGUUUAGAGGCAGCCAUGAUCGAGGGGGAGAUCGAGUCCCUACACUCAUCUGCAGAGAACUCUGCCAAGUCUGGACAGGAGCACUGGUUUACCGAACUUCCUCCUGUCUUGACCUUUGAACUGUCGAGAUUUGAGUUCAACCAAGCCCUGGGUCGACCUGAGAAGAUCCACAACAAGCUGGAGUUCCCCUCCAUGCUGUACAUGGACAGGUAUAUGGACAGGAACCGAGAGAUCACCAGGAUUAAACGAGAGGAGAUCAGGAGACUGAAAGAGCAACUGACUUUACUUCAACAGCGUCUGGAGAGGUAUCUGAGCUAUGGCUCUGGUCCCAAGAGGUUUCCUCUGGCAGAUGUCCUGCAGUACGCCAUGGAGUUUGCCUCCAGUAAGCCAGUCUGCACCUCUCCCUUGGAGGACAUCGACACGUCAGCACCACCCGGUGGCACAACGGGGCAGCUGCUGCCUGCUCUAAGCACAGCCGAACAGGGUCCCUCCUGCACCCUUCCAGAGGGUUUGUCUCCCGCCCCCACCCAAGCUCCCUCCACCCAGCAGAGGGUGCCCAUCCACAAGCCCUUCACCCAGUCCCGACUGCCCCCUGACCUGCCUAUGCACCCAGCCCCACGCCACAUCACUGAGGAGGAGCUCCGGGUGCUGGAGGGCUGCCUGCACCGCUGGAGGAGUGAGGUGGAGAACGACACCCAUGAUCUUCAGGGCAGCAUAUCCAGAAUCCACAGAACCAUUGAGCUGAUGUAUUCUGACAAGUCCAUGAUGCAGGUUCCGUUCCGGCUGCAUGCGGUGCUGGUGCACGAGGGCCAGGCUAACGCUGGCCAUUACUGGGCCUACAUCUACGACCCCCACCAGCAGCGCUGGAUGAAGUACAACGACAUCUCGGUCACCAAAUCCUCCUGGGAGGAGCUGGUCAGGGACUCGUUCGGAGGCUACCGUAACGCCAGCGCCUACUGCCUCAUGUAUAUCAACGACAAGAAGCCUUUCCUCAUAGAAGAGGAGUUUGAUAAGGAGACGGGUCAGAUGCUGAGUGGUCUUGAUAAGCUCCCUUCGGACCUGAAGGCCUACGUGAAGGAGGACAAUGGCCUGUUUGACAAGGAGAUCGAGGAGUGGGACACCCUGCAGGCACGCAAGGCCCAGCAGGAGAAGCUGGCCCUGGCCGCAGCCACUGCAGCGGCAGAAACAACGUCCCCUCAACCUAUGAGCACAGAGCCCAGUCCACCAGACAGCUGGGGCCCUCAGCAGGACCCAGAGUACAUGGAGCAGCCGUCCCCCACAGAUGACUCCAAGCACCUGCAGGAGGACACAGAGAGGGCCAUCUCCAAGGCUGCAGCCGAGAAGCAGGAGGAGAGGAGCCCUGAGGGACUGCUUACUGCAGCACUAGAAAGUCAGCCCAAUUCCCUUAGCUCGGGUCCUUAUCCACCUGUGGAUCCUUCCCUCACCCCUCCCUCUGACCCCCCCAUGGAGGAUGAGCCCCUUUCCCAGCGUACGGUAGAGGUUGCCAUUCCCCAGGUGGGAACCUUUGUCAUCGAGUCAGAGGAGGGGGGGUACGAUGAUGAGGCCAUGAUGACUCCAAACAUGCAGGGUAUUAUUAUGUCCAUUGGCAAGGCCAGGAGUGUGUUUGAAAGGCUUGGGCCCGAAGCCGCCUUCUUCAAGGCCAUUAAGGUGGAGUACACCCGUCUGCUGAGGUUUGCCCAGGAGGACACGGCCCUGGAGAAUGACUACCGUCUGCAGCACGUCAUCGUCUACUUCAUCCAGAACCAGGCCCCCAAGAAGAUCCUGGAGAGAACCCUCCUCAUGCAGUUCGCAGACCGCAACCUAAGCUUUGACGAACGGUGUAAGAGCAUUAUGAAGGUGGCCCGUGCCAAACUAGACCUUGUUAAGCCAGAAGAGGUCAACAUGGAGGAGUAUGAGAUGUGGCAUCAGGACUACAGGAAUUUCCGCGAGACAACAAUCUUUCUGAUGAUUGGCUUAGAGCUGUUCCAGAAGAAAUGCUUUGUGGAGGCUUUGAUGUACCUGAUCUACUCGUACCAGUACAACAGAGAGCUGUUGGUCAAAGGGCUGUACAGAGGUCACAACGAUGAGCUCAUAGGUCACUACCGCAGAGAGUGCCUGCUGAAACUGAACGAGAAUGCGGCGGGGAUGUUUGAGUCUGGUGAGGAGCUGGAGGUUUGCAAUGGGCUGAGCAUCAUGAAUGAGCUGGUGGUGCCGUGUAUCCCCCUACUGCUUGUCCACGACACAGAGAAGGACCUGCUGGCUGUGGAGGACAUGAGGAACCGCUGGUGCUCCUACCUGGGGCAGGAGAUGGAGCCCAACCUGCAGGAGAAGCUGACUGACUUCCUACCCAAGUUACUUGACUGCUCGACAGAGAUAAAAAGCUUCCACGACCCUCCAAAGCUGCCCACCUACUCCACUCUGGAGCUGGUUGAGCGCUAUGGCCGUGUCAUGGCCUCCUUGAGCCGGGUGCCUGCGGACGGGAGAUGAGCUGAGGGGGCAGGAGCCCCCCUCACAGUCCCACGGCCCCUUCAGCACCCAGGCCACUCACCAAUGGAACUCUUUUAACCCAUGCCUUCCUUAUAAACCAGGGGUCACUCGCUAUAGCUGUUACUCCUCUAUCUCUUUUGCUGCUAUAGGUUUUAUCAUUAUAAUACUUAUUAUUUUAAUCCAAUUUAAGUAAAAUGCAACAGAAAUGAAUGAAUAGACAGUUGGAAAAGGAAGAGCAGGGGUAGUGGAAAUGGCGCUCUUGCAGUGAUUGAAAGCCAGUGCAUGCUGCUCCAAGCUUUAAAUGAGGUGGGGUGUUUUUUGUUGUUGUUCAGUUUAUGUCCCCUCCCACCCCCACCCGCCUCUUUCUUAAAGCACCCCUUCUCUGCAGAAGAAUGGGUGCUCUGCCACCAGUUUGGUACAGUAUUAUCACGUUUUUGUUUUAUUUUUCUAAAGGAAGCGACAAAAUGAGAACCUUGAGAUUUUAUCAGCGGCUUUAAGUAUCUCAAGUGGGUCUGUGAACUCUGGACUGCACCAGAAUGGGAAGUUUUAAGUGCUGUGGUAGACAGCCAUGGACACUCUGUGGCUUGUUAAUAAAUCAAGAUAAUAAAAUUUUAUUUAUGGCCCUUUUAGGCCAAAUACAUCGUU